ACCGCUCGCGCCAUCUCUGAUGAGUGUUUGAAAGCAUUACUGCGGAUAUUCCGUUGUUUAGCGAGGUUAUUUCGUCCCUCCCACAUUCAGCAAUAAACAGGUGCAGGCUCUGUAAAUGAGAAAGUUUGCGCGACGGAACAGUUGAGUAUAACCCAUCCAGGCACUUGUAUUCCAUGUGUGAUUCCACUGCAACUUUGGAACUAACGAACAUGCUGGAGCCCAUCGCUUGCUAACGCGCUCACCUCAUCUCGCCCUUGGAUCGUCGUCAUGGCUGCACUCAAGGGUUUUCUGUGCCGGGCAAGUCUUGCUCGCACAUCGUCCGCAUACAGUGCACCGAGGCGAUGCAUAUCGACAAGCCGGGUGUUGUCCGCGCACCUUACCGUUCGAGACGCGCUAAAUGCCGCGAUGGACGAAGAGAUGGAGAAGGAUGAACGGGUCUUUAUAAUCGGCGAGGAAGUGGCCCAAUACGACGGUGCGUACAAAGUCAGCAGAGGCCUUUGGAAAAAAUACGGCGACAAACGAGUGAUAGACACUCCAAUCACGGAAAUCGGAUUCGCGGGCCUCGCCGUCGGAGCCGCAUUCGCAGGCCUACGUCCCAUUUGCGAGUUCAUGACAUUCAACUUCUCCAUGCAAGCUAUUGACCACGUAAUCAACUCUGCAGCGAAGACGUUCUACAUGUCUGCCGGUCUCAUUGCAGUUCCCAUUGUAUUUCGAGGGCCGAACGGCAACGCAGCUGGAGUUGCUGCCCAACAUUCGCAAUGCUAUGCUGCCUGGUACGGCCACUGCCCGGGUCUCAAAGUCAUCUCUCCGUACUCCUCCGAAGACUGUAAGGGCCUCCUAAAAGCAGCGAUUCGAGACCCAGACCCCGUUGUGUUCCUCGAGAAUGAGCUCAUGUACGGUAUUGCAAUGGAAGUGCCCGAUGAAGUCAUGAGCAAAGACUUUGUUCUUCCAAUUGGCAAGGCAAAGAUUGAAAGGGCAGGUCAGCAUAUCACCCUCGUGUCCCACUCCAAAGCUGUGGGCACCUGCUUGGAUGCGGCCAAGGAAUUGGCAAAGGCCGGCAUAGACUGUGAAGUUAUCAACCUGAGGAGCAUACGGCCACUCGACGAAGAAGCCAUUCAGAAGUCCGUGAUGAAAACAAACCACCUCGUCACCGUGGAAAAUGGCUGGCCCCACUUUGGCGUGGGAGCCGAAAUCUGUGCGAGGAUAAUUGAGAGUCCGGCUUUCGACUAUUUGGAUGCACCUGUGAUCAGAGUAACCGGUUCUGAUGUGCCCAUGCCGUACACUGCCUCCCUCGAGCACGUAGCAGUGCCAACGCCUGAAGAUAUAAUCCUUGCAGUCAAGAAGACACUUAACGUUCAGUGAGAAGGAAGGAGAAUACCCCCUAAAGUUUUGCCAGAAAAAUCUGAAACACUUUCCUUUUUUAAUGUCUUAGCAGUUCUUCAUCAUUGUCUUAGGUCUGGCAGAAGAUUGACGCACAAAGAAAGGCUAGACAUGGUUUGUUAGGAUACGCCCUUUUUUGUGAUUAGUAUGAAGCUGAUUCUGCAGGAUACCUAUGUAGACUGUAGAUUUUUGCAAAUCCUCAAAUAAAAUUUUCUGGUGACA
This is a messenger RNA of Ornithodoros turicata, 1602 nucleotides long. It is a transcript of the gene Pdhb, whose product is annotated as pyruvate dehydrogenase E1 component subunit beta, mitochondrial-like. Gene Ontology annotation, molecular function: pyruvate dehydrogenase (acetyl-transferring) activity. The record is from RefSeq and is a predicted model, not a curated record. NCBI's taxonomy places the organism in Eukaryota, Metazoa, Arthropoda, Arachnida, Ixodida, Argasidae. The coding region runs from base 268 to 1362 and encodes 364 amino acids. The transcript has a single exon. Gene Ontology annotation, biological process: pyruvate decarboxylation to acetyl-CoA.